This is a messenger RNA of Lytechinus pictus (painted urchin), 8232 nucleotides long. Its product is annotated as solute carrier family 15 member 4-like. The record is from RefSeq and is a predicted model, not a curated record. Gene Ontology annotation, cellular component: membrane. Lineage: Eukaryota; Metazoa; Echinodermata; Echinoidea; Temnopleuroida; Toxopneustidae. The transcript has 8 exons. Gene Ontology annotation, biological process: transmembrane transport. Gene Ontology annotation, molecular function: transmembrane transporter activity. Bases 296 to 2140 code for a protein of 614 amino acids.
UAUGCAGAUCAUGUGAUGAGAAUGCUGCCUUUGGUUUGCUGUUGAACAUGGAUGCUGGUCAAAAAGUCUCAUAAAGUUUACCACAGCUGAAAAAGAGCAUAGUCUACAUGGUUACACUUACAGCCUUGAUGAACUGUAAUUGAGAAAAUCCCAUCAAACUCUUGGUAGACAGAUAGGAAAGCCUGGGUCGAGGUGACAAGGACCAGUGAAAGAAAGUUAUACUCGGUAAACCUUAUUACAUCUGGCUUUUUGGAUGUCAUUUCUUCAACAAACAUCAUCCACUUAAAAAGUGACUAUGGAAUACGAGCCUGAAGAAAGGCGCCCUCUCAUAAGGACCAUCUCGGAAGAUGGAGUAUUUGACUCCCCUCAGACUCCUGUCUACUACGAAAUCUCUAGUAAAAAGCGAAGGGUGGCGUGUUUCAUCAUCUUGCUCACGGAAAUGCUCGAGAGACUUGCCUACUAUGGCAUCACUUCAAACCUCAUCCUCUUCCUCAAUCUAGAACCCUAUAACUGGUUGUCUUACAAUGCAAUGCACGUCUUUUUUGCCUUCACGUCCGUUUCGUACAUAUUUUCAGUCAUUGGGGGAUUGAUUGCGGACACCUACCUGGGUCGCUUCAAGACAAUUUUUAUCAGCCUUGUCAUCUAUGUCAUCGGUGGUGUAUUUUUCGUGCUCAUGGGCUAUGCCACACUCGAUCAAGAUUUUAUGUGUGAUUUUUGUGAUGAACAUGAUGUAGUAAAUGCUUCGAGGACUGACCCCACAGGACACAAAAUUGAACCUGCACCUGCCAAAUCUCCAGUGACUUGUCUUGGACCGUUGUUGGUAGCCACUCUCUUGACGGCGAUUGGAGGCGGGUCGGUUCGAGCGAACCUCUCACCGUUUGGGGCAGAACAGGUAAAGCAUGAGGGCCCAGAUAUGAUCAGGACCUUCUUUAACUGGUUUUACUGGUCCAUCAAUAUUGGUUCUUGCAUAGCAUUUGGAGCUGUGGCCUUUGUGCAACAAAAUAUAAGUUUCUUUUACGGAUACAUCAUAGUGUGUGUGGCCGUGGUUCUCUCAUUGAUGGUCUUCACCUGCGGACGAUGUAUGUUCCUGACCAAAGAACCUACCGGCAGUGUGCUCCCAAACACCUUCAAGAUCAUCACCCAGGCGUUCAGGAGACGCAAGAUGAGGAAAGAACUGAGUAUCACAAGAACAAGUCACAUGCUGUCAUCCUGUCCCAAGGUGACUUUCCUUGACAUGGCUAAGAAGCGAUAUGGAGGAAGUUUCCAUGAUUCAAUGGUAGAGGAUGUUAAGAGUCUCAAGAAAGUCAUCGGCGUCUUCCUUGUUCUUGUUCCGUACUGGAUGGUUUACUUUCAGAUGCAGAGUACAUUUGUACUCCAAGGUCUGCAUAUGAGGUUUAUGAUACCAAAACACAACAGUACAGAGCCCUCUCCAUUCAAUUUUCCUGUAGCGUGGCUCAGCCUCUUUGACGUUGUGGUGGUGAUCCUCCUCCUGCCCAUCCUUGAUCGAUGCAUCUACCCUCGCCUGAUCCGGAGGGGAUACAACAUCUCCCUCUUCUAUCGCAUCCUCUUCGGAAUGAUCUUCAGCAUGCUGUCCGUGCUGACUGCCGGAGGGUUGGAGCUGGCACGGAAGCACUGUGUGAACGACGUGCCGAACUGCACCUUGAACGAGACGAUGCCGAACACUCAGGACAGCUACAAUGCAGCAGACAUGUGGAUCUUCUACCAGAUUCCUCAGUAUAUACUCAUUGGGAUUAGUGAAGUACUGGCCAGUGUAGCAGGUUUGGAAUUUGCCUAUUCCCAUGCACCUAAAUCCAUGCAAGGUCUUAUCAUGGGUCUGUUCUGCCUGUCCAACGGUAUCGGAUCCCUGUGUGGCAGCGCUCUGGUGGCUCUACUGUCUAUUCCCAAAAUAGGAUGGUUCAACCCAGAGGACCGUGGCAACAUCAACGAUGGGGACCUUGCCUACUAUUUCUUCAUGCUUGCCGGAAUUCAGCUCAUAGCCACGGUGAUCUUCUUCAUUUACAACCACGGUAAGGUCUUGAAUAGCCACCCCGGCCAGCAGUCAGGACCCAACAGCCUGAAAUCAUCGGCUAGAACAAUCCAUGUGCAGCGGAAAAAUUCCACAUCUGGAUCGGGGGAAUGACGAAAGUUGUUGGAAGGGAGAGAAACCUUUGCGCGUGAAUGGCCGCAAGUGACCAUGUGAUCAGUGGUUAGUGUUUUGUGACCCAUUGUGAUACAGUCAAACUUGCUUUUAGUGACCACAUAUAGGGAAUGACCACAAGACCGCAAGUUGGUGUCCCUUGAAUUGUAACUCCCAGUGUGCAAGAGGACGACCUACUCUUGAAGACCGCUUUUCUUGUCUGUCUAGGGCAGUAUUUAUACAUACAGGUAUGCUUCCACAGGAGAUUUUGAUGAGAAGUUAAAGCAAUAUUCAUGUUGAUAUGAUGGAGAGAGCUUGAAGUUCUUCAGGCCGAGCACAUGAUAACAGAUCUUGAGAUGACCAUUGUGCGUGUCCCUACUGGACUAUCGUUUCUUCUUCAGGAUAAGACCACUUGUAGGGGUUCUUGAAGGUGAUUGAAUUCAUUCUUGAGAGCUAAGUGUCUACAAAGCUGCAGACUUUGUUGUGGAAAUUGCAUUUCAUGUGGCUCUGCUAAUUGGAUUUAAGACAUUUUGAGAUGUGAAAAAUGAAGAAGAGAGAGGAAGAGAGGGAGAGAGAAAGGGGGAAGGGCUGGAGAAGGAGAGAGAGAUGCGUGAGAUGGGUUUAUAAUACACCGAGAAGUGACAUAAUUAUGUAACAACUAUGAAGAUAGAUAUUAUAAAUAAGCAUGAUAUAUAAAAUAAAAAGAGGGUAUGAAUUUUAAUUCCCCUUAUAUAUUUGAUAAAUCAUUUACAUUCCAGAAUGAUUAUGCAAGAGUAAUAUGCAUGGCACACAAUGCACAUUGUACAAAAAUCUAAGUAGUGUUUUACAUUAUCUUUAAAUAUGUUUUUGUACAUGUUUGUUGCAUGUGUGAUAUAUUUGAUGGAACGUGAUCCUUUCACAAAUGUCUGUAAAGUGAGUGAUUCCUGACUUGACGCAUGGAUGGUGACCUUUUCUAUACUAAAUAAUACAUCCCUACAGUAUGUACUUAAUUGAGCACUAUGUCAGGCAUAAAGUUAGGCGUAACUUUAGGAACAACUUUAUGAAACGCCACCCAUGUUAAGUCCACCUCGCCACAAGAGGCAUAAAAUCUUAAGCAAUGUUUUAUAAUAAUUAAGCAAGAAUUGCCUCUUCAAUAAACUCUUCCAUGGAACUACUUCUUACUUACUUUAAUACCUACUUACUUACUUACUUACUUUUUUUUUUCUUUCUUUCCCACUUACCAAUUACUUACUCACUCACUCAAUACUUAUUGGUUGUUGAGACUUGAAGCAUAAAGCUUAUGAGCCCAUCUUGACAAUUACUAUGCUAUUUUUAUAGAUAAUGGGAAUAUUUUGAGACGAUGGUGAUGGUGCCAAUGCUUUUCAACUGAAACCAUGAACCAAAGCAAUUUCUUAUUCUUGUACAUGAAAAUCAUAUACAAACUUAUAUGUAAAUUGGUGCCUAAUAUUACUGUUGAGCUAUUAUAUGCAGAUAAUUGCAUUAUAGAUUUUAUACUUUUAUUCUAUCCUUUUCGGUGCACUUAUAAAUUCCUUAGUUAUAAUACAUGUAUGUUUUGUAUAUUGUUACAAGCAUUAUCUUUGUUCAUUGAAUCUACAUUUUCUUCCUUCAUGUAUCUACGCAUAUGGUUUUCUUCGUUAUUUCUCACUAGAUUUUGGGAAAUAAAGUGUAAAAUCCUACAAAAUCAAUUUUGUUACAGCAGAUAUACAUAUAUAUCUUUAUUUUAUUUGAAUUAUUAGAACUUAAGAGAAAGAAGGCUGAUGAGGCACUUGGUUUUACACAUUGCAGGGGCAUGUCUCAACCAAUGUCAAGAAUAGUGACCUCAUUAUGUUGUUGUAUAGUUUUCAUUUUGUUUUUUCUUCAUUCAUCUUUUAUGAGCUGCUUAUCUAUUUCUAACAUUUUGGUUAUUACAAUAUAUUUCCAUUAAGUUUAGUUUCUCUUUUAUCAUGGAUGAUGUUAACUAGGUUGAGCUAACAAGUCUUCCUCAUUACCCUGUAGGGCUCCAAGAACUUUUAAUAAUUCUUCAAGAAAAAAACAUGUUUUGUCAAGAACUCUCUAAAUAAUAUUACUUUUUUUAUUGUUCAUAUUGUUCAUAAUGGAGGACGAUAAUACAAAACACUUCCAAAACACAGUGUUGAAACUGCAACAUCAGUGUUUACAGAGGACCUUAUUAUGCAGUUUACACGAGUGUUGGGUUCAUGGUGUUUAUUCAACACCCACUUGUGUUAUUAUACACAUUUUUUUUUGUACACUAUUUGGUGUUAUGUUCAAACUCCAUGUUUUUUUAAAAACCGGGUGGGUGUUUCAUAAAGCUGUUCGUAAGUUAAGAGCGACUUUAAGAAUGACUUGUGAACCUUCCUUCCGCGCUGAAUAAUCACCAGUGAACAUUUAAUGGUGAAUAUCAUUUACCACUAGAAAGGAUCACCAGUCGUUCUUAAAGUCACUCUUAAACAGCUUUAUAAAAAGGCCCCCUGGAGCUUCACCUAAGAAAGCAGACCGAUGGUGUUCUGAGCACCUGUCACACCUUAACAGGAUAAUGUCUGCAGGUGAACAAGGAUUUCUAUGCAAUUUUUGUAUGAGUCCUAUCUGCUAGACUUCUAUUCUAAUUGCAUUGUAUUCCAUGUGACCUGCAUGUCAGAAGUAUGGGUAGCAUGUGAGAGGUUCAGGUCUGCUAGUUUAAAGAUAAAUACCAGUUGUGGUAACAAUCUCAAAAUGAGUUCGAACAGAAUCCAAUAAAAUUACCACCAAAGUGUUUGUAUGUAUAAAUAAAAAAAUAUAUGCCAUAUAACCAAAAGAAAAUGAGUAAUUGCUGAUAAAUGAGCAAAACCAGCUUGGAAGUCCAUCACAUGUCUGGUAUUUUUCGAAGCAAUAUUAAUACACUGUCCCACAUAUGCCUUUCUGUGUUAGUGAUCAUUAGAAUUAUCGAUUUUGAGCCAAGAUUUCAUGAUUUUACAAAGAUAAUAGUGUAGUAGGUUUCACGGUACACCAUGUAUCUUUCUUGGGCAUAUGUUGGUCCUGAAAAGGACCACCCAAUCUCUACUACUACACUAUUCUUCUUCGCCAUGGAAACCUUCAGAAGUUAUAUUACAAAGAUAAGUUUACAUUAAUGUACCAGAUUUCGAGUUAUGAUAUUUUGACAAUUAAUCUUGAUUUUAAAGACUUUCUCACGAAAUAAUUGUUUGCUGCAACUACUGUCUUUUUACCUUGAAGGUGUUACGAGGUACCUCCGUCUUGACUUUGUGUUACCUAAGUGAGAGCUGCUUGGGGGGUAUAGCAGAGGUUCUCACCGAAUGUCAUCAUCUUGACCAGGAGAACUGACCCUCAACCUACUCGCAAAUUGCUCUGACAUACAUAGCUUGCUCAAUGCCUGCAUAAUUGACCUUUUACAUGUAUGUGUUUGUUGUCAGUUGUAUACCAUUCUUUGCCAGUAAAACACUUGUUUAUCUACUCCUGGAAUACCAAUAAGUGAUGUGUCUUGGCUGCGGGUAAGCCAGACUGGCUCGCUCACCUCUCAGCAACCAUGGGUGAGAUACGUGCUAGGUACUCUUAUAUACUUUUCACACUGCACUUUUUGUCCUUGACCCCGGAAAAUUGGUGGGGCUGAGGGGGGUCUUUUCCUGGGGUUAAACAUAGCCCACUUCGUUUUCACACUGGGUUUUAGCAAAGUGGGCUAGCAUGGUAAAUAGUACAGUACUAUCUGGCCCUGCAAAAAAGCAGGAUUAGCCGGCAUAUUGCGGUGCUAAGAGAUGCAGUGUGAAAUGAAACUGGGCUAAGGAAAAGUGGUGCUAAGCAUUGGCCAAAAACAGAAGUCAAAAUUGCACGUUAAUCACGCUCUGUAUGGUAAAAUCAUCAAUUUUCAUAAGCUGUGCGAUAGUCUGGGGUUAAGGCGUUAACCCUGGCUAAGCAAAUAGUAUGGGGUUAAGAAAGACAGUGUGAAACCAAAAAAAGAUAGUAUGGGGUUAAGAAUAGUCUGGGGUUAAGGAUAGUAUGGGGUUAAGGAAAUGCCAUGUGAAAAGCAUAUUAGAUGUAGAGCAUCUGCAGAGACCGUCGGGUAACUCAAGUCACACGCAAUGCUUGCCCAGAAAGAUGCCACGGGGCUUUUCAACACUAGUUUCUACAGCUUGUUGAAGAUUUCUCUGAAGUUUAUCAUUGACAGAUGUUGAACUUGACAAGGUUUAUUUCUUGAUGUUUAUAAGCAUUUCCACUUUAUACAUGUAUAGAAAAAUCUUUUAACCACCCCCCAUCCCCUUCUCCCCUGCUGGUCCCUGGGGCCAUAUAAAAACCUUGUUGAGUUUCUUUCAGCCCUUUGACAUUUGAUAAAAUCAAAUGAAUAAGCUGAAUUUAGGCCAUUUUUUGUUUUUACUUUAGGUUUUGGCUCUUCUAUGCAUAAUUUUUUUUUUUCAAGUUCAAUGUUUUGAAGAGUUUGUCUACACUGACAGGUUGUCAUUUUCUUACAUUCACCAUAGUAGCAUUAAAAAAAUAAAAGAACCUUUUCUGAAAUAUGUAUUUAAAAGCUGAUGUUAUACUCAGUGCAGAGAACAUUCAUGAAUUGAUACCAGGGUCCCCAUAACUUAAAACUAAGCAAAGUGAUCAUACAACACAUUUUGAUUGUUGAAUCCACUGACCAUAAUAAUGUAAAAUCAACUGUUAAGAUUCAUCAUGCAAUGGGGUCUGUGUAUUCUCCAGGCUUAGUUGAUCAGUUCAAAGGAAUAUCUAUCACUCAGGGAUUGAUUGAAUCAUAUUUAAGUUUGUAAUUGUGAAGAAUUUAAUUAGAGUUAAAUAUAAUGUCUUUCUGAUGACUUAAAUCUCUCUUUUUUUGCAUUAUUAUUUUUGGGGGGUUAUUUUAGGACAUAAUACAGAAAUAUCAGUCUUUGAAGUCAUAAUUAUACAAGUUCACAUACUUUGGGGACACUGUUCUUAUGUUGAGAACACAAAACUUUACACUGCAUAUCUACAUGUAGUUCAAUGGGUAGUUCUUAUAGUUUGCUGCAUAUAUUGACUCAGAAUAAAAUGUUUAACCUUGAUAUUUCAUAUUCCUUGUAAAUUUAGCAAGAGAUUAUAAACCCCAUGAUGAAUGGGAUAUAUUUUCAUAAUUUCAAAGUUUUUAUAAUCUCACAUGACAAACCAUGCUUUUCUUAUGACAUUAUUGAAUGAUAAUGUACUGAUAGUAUCAAUGAAAACUAAAAAAAAGCUAUGGUCCAUAUUCUGAAGUCAGGUUUAACUUGGACCAUGGUCUAACUCUGUGCUAAAAUUAUAGGAAGCCAAAAGUUAAAAAUUCUGUAUAUAUUUUAUAUUUCUUAUGUUCACUAUUUUAUUUCUUUUUGCUUUCAUAAUGAAGAAAAAAUACUGCAGUUCUUAUUCCUAGAUAAUUUUGAACAAUUUGGGUGUCAUAUGAGUUGAUAAAUUGGAUGUGUACUGUUAGGGAUUUGUGCCCCAAUUGGCUCUCCAUAGUUAAACCACAACUUUAAACCAGGGUUUAAUUUAAACCCGAGUUCAGAAUGCGGGCCCAUGUGUCUUACAUACAACCUUCCAGGACAAAACAAAAUAAGUCUCUGAAUUUUCUAAAUGGAUUCUUUAGGUAAACAUAAAUGUGAAAAUCGAAAAUCUGUUCUGGCGGGUACCGAAGAUACAUUUUCCCUGUCUUGCCAUCUCACAAUGCAAUAGUAUGUUCCAAUCAGAGAGUAAUGUAUCAUGUUUCUAUUUCACGUUACUCAUACUGAUGUAGGAAUGAUUAAAAAGUGUCAUUAUUACGGUUCUUGACAUCACAACUUUAUUUUUCUUUCUUUUCUAAAUAUUCCCACCAGCAAAAAUAAACUUGCUAGGCUUAAAUCAUUAACAGUACAAUAUUUGUGUUUGUGAAUUGAAGAUUUAUUACUAUGGAAAUUGGUUUCAUGUCAUGUGUGUCACUGUUCCUUAUCUUGCAUUUUGCAUUCAAUUUAUUUGUUUGGAGAUAUUACUACUGUAAUUGCAAUAUCUUGAUUAAUUUGCAAUUUUUUAUGAAACUAAAAGAUUUCAUUUGUGUGAACAGAAGUGUAUUGAAUCAUGAUGAAGAUAUUUUUAUUUUAUUUUCAGUAAUAAUAAAGACAAAGAUUUAUAAA